Messenger RNA from Diospyros lotus (date-plum), 2302 nucleotides. Its product is annotated as tubby-like F-box protein 5. Gene Ontology annotation, molecular function: protein binding. The record is from RefSeq and is a predicted model, not a curated record. Lineage: Eukaryota; Viridiplantae; Streptophyta; Magnoliopsida; Ericales; Ebenaceae. The transcript has 5 exons. The coding region runs from base 503 to 1732 and encodes 409 amino acids.
UCCAUAUAUAAGUUUCAAGGAGAUGAGACGCAGAGACGCUUCUGGAUCCGGGAAGAGCUUGUGGUUGUGGCCUCCGCUCUGCUACAGGAGGUCGCGGUGACGCUGCGACAACCACGACGUCGGCAGCGGCGGCGACGGAGGUUUCCCGGCAGCAGUGCCGCCACCACCACCUGGAAGACCUAGUGUUGCGGGACACGGUCGGCUUUUCUCUGAUCUGAAGAGCCUUUUGUCUCCGCCGAGACAUUGGAAGGAUUGAAGAAGGAAACGGAGCGAUAUUUUAUACCGACUCGGAUUUGAAUUCUUCGGCCGCAUCGCUCGGUUUUUGAAUUCUCGAGCCUUUUGGUCUGAGAUCGCUUUGUUGUGUUCUGAUCCUCGGAGACAUUGCAACGUCGCCGUCUAGCGUUGGAUACGAAAUCCUUGGGACAUUUUUGGGAAUUUUCUUCCGAUCUGCGGUGCGUUACCUAAACAACCGAUCGAGUGGAAGAACGUUUGUUCUGUGAUAAUGCUAUUUCAAGGCAUUCUUCGGCAGCUCAGAGAAAUGUGCGACAGUAAGUCAAGGAGUAGAGCCAAUAGGACGUGUGUGCUUGGACGUGGAAGGUCGCAUAUAGCCCCCGAAAAUUCUCCAUCUCCAUCUGCCUUGGUUCAACAGAGCCCUUGGGCUAAUAUGCCCCCUGAGUUGCUUCUUGAAAUAAUACAUCGACUAGAAGCUAACCAGACCCUGUGGCCUGCCCGGAAGGAUGUUGUUGCUUGUGCUGCGGUUUGCAGAUCAUGGAGGGAAACAACAAAAGAAGUUGUGAGAACUCCUGAGCAAUGUGGGCUACUCACAUUCCCCAUCUCAAUGAAGCAGCCAGGACCAAGAGAUUAUCCUAUCCAGUGCUACAUAAGAAGGGACAGGGCAACAUCAGCAUAUCGCUUGUAUCUUGGCUUGAGUCCUGCACUGUCAGGAGAUGCAAGUAAACUGCUAUUGGCUGCAAGAAAGAUUAGAAGGGCAACAAGCACAGAAUUUCUCGUAUCCUUGGCAGCAGAUGAUUUCUCUCGAACCAGCUGUAUGUACGUUGGGAGGUUGAGGUCAAAUUUCCUUCGCACUAAGUUCAUCAUUUACGAUCGCCAUCCUUCCUGUGACCAUGCAACCCAGUUCAGUGGCAAGUCACGCCAAAAAACCGUCUCAAAGCAGCAGUCUUCUAGGGUACCAGCUGGUUAUUACAACAUUGCUACCAUAGCAUAUGAGCUCAAUGUUCUUCGUACGAGAGGUCCAAGGAGAAUGCUGUGUACUAUGCGGUCAAUCCCCACAUCUGCAAUUGAGGAAGGGGGCACUGCUCCAACUCCAACAACACUUGGGAAUUGCACUGAUGAGCAAUGCUCUCCUUUAUCAGAAGGGAAAAAUCUUGUUAAAUUUGAAUCCAGUAAUCCUGUUGAGCCACUCGAAACUGUUCGCAGCACAAGAGAUCCAUUGAUUUUGAGAAAUAAAGCUCCUAGAUGGCAUGAACAAUUGCAGUGCUGGUGCCUUAAUUUCAGAGGGCGUGUCACAGUGGCAUCUGUCAAGAACUUUCAGCUGGUAGCAUCUGUUGACCCAUCCGAAAAUGUGCCAGCCACAGAACAAGAGAGAGUAAUAUUACAGUUCGGAAAGAUAGGGAAAGACAUUUUUACAAUGGAUUAUUGCUAUCCCCUCUCUGCCUUCCAAGCCUUUGCAAUCUGUUUAAGCAGUUUUGAUACCAAACCAGCGUGUGAAUAACCAUACUCAACUCCUAUGGAAGGCCUUUAUCAGGCCUUGCUUUCCUGAUAGAUUGUUGUAUAUAUUUUCUACACAGGAAGAUCCUUCGCGUGCGCCCUUUGAUAUUCAUGUGUUGGCAUCAUUUUUUGUAAUCUGUAGAAUGAAAAAUCUGCGAUAGUUCUCUUGAGUGUAACUGCAAUAGUCCUGGUGUUCUUCCGUAUUCAGUUUUGCAGUAGCUCAGAUUGUCUUUUAGCCAUAACAAAGCACUCGCACCACUUGUACAUUUGAAUCCUUGUGCAUUCAAAUUUUGAUGUUCCUCGUCGUCCUUAACAAAUAUCAAACAAUUUGCAAUAGCAGGAUUACCUUGAAAUGAUAAAUUUUGUGGACUCUAAAGUGUCCUUAUUAAAUUUACAGUUACAUUAUUCUGUUUUGUACACGAAUGCUUAAAUCUCUGUAGAUUGAAAGCUGACCAGUUGUUUAGUUAGAAAAUAUCUAUCUGGUUUUCUUCGUUCUUCUCCUUGCAGUAGCGGCAACCAUGACGCGGGGGCUUUUCGGGGUUAUCUGAGUCCGAGUCACUUGGCUCCAUGAAAA